CUGGAGCCCGGCGGUUCAGAGCUUCGCCCGGGACGUCGGGAGGACGAACAGAAACCCACCCGAAAUUUUCAUCAUUUCACUAUACACUGUACACUAAUCGUUCUUUAUAAUUUACUGUUUACUUCUCUGGUUAAAUAUCAGUAUUUAUCGUAAGACCCGACGAAUUAACGAUCUCUAUCUCCGUCGCCUCUUUUUUUAUUGUUUUUCUAACUAAAAUAAUUAAUUAUUGCAACAAGAAUCAUCAGUAAUUUAAAGGAUUUUUAAAUGCCCGAUUACUCAAAACGAAAACAUGAAUUGUACUCGAAAGUGAGGAUUAUGUGAGUGGCCAGUGAUAUGAGAGUGAUAUGAGGUGAACAACAGCCGGUUAAAUGUCGAAAUUUAUUAUUUUUAUUGGUACUCCAAUAACAAAUUUGAGGUGGGAAAAUUUUUGGUAAUUUAUUUUAUUGGUGGAGGUGGCGGCGGUGACGGUGGUUCAUUAAAUUACAUCUCACUUUUAGUUCUAUUAAUUAAUUCAUCAUUCAUCAUCAUCAUAAAAAGGAGCCAGAGAAGGAGGAAGAGUAGAAGAAUUAAAUAACAAUAAAAUUUUUAGGAGUGAAUAUUGUUAGUGUACUCGGUAAUAAAUGUGCCGAAGGUGGUGCGCGCACUGAGAUGUUAGUCCAGCCAUGGUCCUGGUCGUUACCAUGAGGACAACUUCAUACGUCAACUAUUAUGUGCUUUGUCUUGUCUGUUGGAUAUUACUCGGUAUCACCGGAGUAAGCACGAGAUCUCACUCAUUAGUGAAAAGAUACGCUGGCAUAUAUCAGGGUCCUUAUUUUGACGAACACAGUCUGAAAAAUUAUACUGCCCAAUUGGGGACAAAUGCUUUUCUUCCUUGCAAAGUCCGCCAGCUUGGCAACAAAUCAGUAUCAUGGAUCAGACGCCGAGACGCGCACAUAUUAUCAGUCGAUAGAACAAUGUUUAUAGCCGACGAGCGGUUUCAAACGAUAUACGCCGACGGUUCAGACACGUGGACCUUGCAAAUAAAAUAUGUCCAGCCCAGAGAUGAGGGGGAGUACGAGUGCCAGAUCUCAACGGAGCAAAAGAUGAGCCACGUCAUUUAUCUCAGUGUUAUCGUGCCAAAAAUAGAAAUCAUGGGUGACCAGGAGCGACAUGUGAAGACCGGAAGCACGGUGACCCUGCGCUGCGUGAUAAAGCAAUCAGUGGAGCCGCCAUCGUAUGUAUUUUGGUACCACGGAGAGAACCGAGUGCUGGAGGACCCACGCGGGAAAUGGUCAAUAAACACGGCGGACAAAGAAAAAGAAAAAGACAAAGACAAAGACAAGGUAGUGGGAUUCGAGAGUAUCCUGACUAUCCACGAUGCCGGUCUUGAGGACUCGGGUAAUUACACCUGCAGUCCCAGUCAAUUAGACAAAGCAAGUAUUCACUUGCACGUGUUGAACGGCGAGCACCCGGCGGCCAUCCAGAGAGGAAUAAGCGCCGCGCUAGGAGGCUCCAGAGCGCUCUGGUGGCUCGCCGGUUGCGUCAGUUUAUCCUUUAAUCAGGGCAGACGUACUCUCGUCCUUCUCGUUCUCGUUAUCAUCCUCCUUGUCACUUAUCAGAGAUCCAUUCGUCUGGCCUACACCGUCACACGAUAAUCCUCUCCGUUAAAUUAUUAUAAUUACAUCAAUUAUUGUAAAUUUAUAGAUCCACCGCUCUCUCUCGCCCCCUGUUGAUUAUUUUUUUUUAUUGUUUGUUGGCUAAGGACUUCUCGAUCUCUGAUUGUGAUUUAUAUUUAGAUUUUUAUUAUUAUUGUUUAUGAUAAAUAUCAACCCGUCAUGAGGACUACAGGAGACUCUUGUGUUCCAAGUGAGAGGAAGAAAAAAUCCAGCAAAGGUAGAAUAAGAAAGAUAAAAAAAAAGUCUUCCUGAUAUGAGGUAUUCGUGAGCGAGCGAACGACCCGAGUCAGCAUCGAUUUAACUAUUAGGCGCGCCACGCUUCCGUUCUCCGGGGCAUUUCAAUUCGUCUACACUUCCUCGAGGAAACUCACCCUCUCUAGUCUCAUUACCUACGAUUCAUCACUAGGUUACUUUUAUAUACAUAUUUCAAAGAACUUUAAGUGAUAAAAAAUAAUAUUAUUUCAACGUCUGAGAUUAAUUAUUCUGACAAGUGGAACGGGUUGAGUUUAAAUCAAAAGUCGUUCGUCCAAAUGCUCUGUUAAAUUAAAAACAACUAAAGAAAAUAAAAAAAAAAAAAAAAAAAAAAAUAAAGAAAGAAAUGGUUAAGAAAAAUAAAUUAUAAUAAAUUUUUUAUAAUAAAUAUCGUUAAAGCCGGGGGCGUUUCAGAGUUUAUUCGAUCUUUUGCGUUAUCGCGUAAAACUUUCACGUAAAAUAAAUGAUAAACAAACAAGUAAAGAA
This is a messenger RNA of Cotesia glomerata, 2393 nucleotides long. RefSeq names its product lachesin-like. Gene Ontology annotation, cellular component: neuron projection membrane. The transcript is spliced from 4 exons. The record is from RefSeq and is a predicted model, not a curated record. NCBI's taxonomy places the organism in Eukaryota, Metazoa, Arthropoda, Insecta, Hymenoptera, Braconidae. Bases 663 to 1634 code for a protein of 323 amino acids. Gene Ontology annotation, biological process: synapse organization.